GGUUUCCUUCGAAAAAACAAUGAAGCUUCUUUUCGUUUUCCUCUUCAUCUCCGCUCUUGUGAUUGGUUCUGACGCCCAACUUGGCAAUCUUUGUAUGUUUUGCAGUGGACUCAUUCAAGUUCCAGACAACUGGAAUGAUGCUCAAUCACUUCUUAGAACGGGAUGUGCGCAAAGUGGAGACGCAGCAUCUGCAUGUAUAGGGCUUGUAAACGCAGCCGAUUUGACUUCAUCGUACCCAAAAAUGUAUCCAUUCAUUAUGGACAUAAAGAAAAUGGCAUGCUUCAAAUUCUGUUAAUUUCUUGGUUUCGGAAAUUUUAUUUUUCUAAUAAAGUUCUCAUAUUGAUUUAA
This is a messenger RNA of Caenorhabditis elegans, 348 nucleotides long. It is a transcript of the gene F30A10.11, whose product is annotated as Saposin B-type domain-containing protein. The record is from RefSeq and is marked reviewed. Bases 20 to 295 code for a protein of 91 amino acids. Lineage: Eukaryota; Metazoa; Nematoda; Chromadorea; Rhabditida; Rhabditidae. The transcript has 2 exons.